AACAGCAAGCAUGUCAGGGUGGUUCAGUGCGCGAAACAUUGCCAUUGUCGGCGCGGUCGGAGCGGGCAUAUUCCUCUUCCCGAGGACGGCAGCCAAGGCGAACAUGAAGUACGGCCAGCACAUCACGGCCACGCGUUAGUUUACGGAUACAGAUCUGACAGAUGCACAGCAACGUCUUCGAGACGCCGGGCGUCAAGAACAUUGGGGACCGCUAUGCCGCAGGCGGAGCCUCCAACACGCAUCAGACCGGCGUAGCUACCCCGAGAGGCAACUCGGACAACACCAUCUCGAACCAAUCACAACCCAAGGGCAUCGACACGCCGCGGUUUCAGAAGGAGCAGGCGGACCAAAAGAUUGGCGAUCCCAGUCCGCCAGAAGCCGCGUUCAGGUCUGCACAUUACGGCCCGAACAACGAGAAGGGCAAGUAAAGGGGGGAAAUAUAUCUCGCGGCCGUGGUGUAAUGUGGGCGGCGCUGGAGUUCUGUAAUAAAGCCAUAGCAUCAUAGCAU
Baudoinia panamericana UAMH 10762 is the source of this 508-nucleotide messenger RNA. RefSeq lists its product as uncharacterized. Bases 162 to 428 code for a protein of 88 amino acids. Lineage: Eukaryota; Fungi; Ascomycota; Dothideomycetes; Mycosphaerellales; Teratosphaeriaceae. The record is from RefSeq and is a predicted model, not a curated record. The transcript has 2 exons.